AAAAGCAAUACAAAAUGUGUAAAAGGGCAUCGUGUACAGUUUACAUAGCCUGAACUUCGCGAAGUAUUUCUGCUUUAUUCACAUUUUAGGUCCGGAAACCUAGUUCAUAGUUCGGUUAAUUUAAGAUUUCAUAUUAAUCCAAUUAACUUUGUUAAUUCGCUCGGCCGAGACUGCCAAUUAAUUUGAUUAGGCGUGUCAAAGUUUACGUUGUGCCUCCGCGGUGUAAGUUGUUUUUGAAUGUGUUCAAAAAUUGUGCGGUGGUAUUUCAGGAAGACAGCGGUGAUCGUGGUCGUGACAUGUGGCAGUGGAGUACUGUGUAGUUAUAUACGAUGUUCAGAAGCAAAAUAAGGAUACACACGUGCAGGAUAAUUCUGCUCACGUCUCUGGUGUGGCUUCUAAUUGACGUGAUACUCUUGGCCACGUAUUCCGACUGCCUUGGCGGGUGGGACUGCAGUCGUAAGUCUAACGACUACGAAUUACGGGCACAUGAAGAAGUGCGGGGCAAGAAAGCCGCAAUUGCUGCAGCAAUAAAAAGAGAGAUAAAUGAUGAAGAUACAAAUUUAGAGGAAAAUGAGUUGGAACAGGAUGUAAUAGGGGAUAAUGGACUUAUUUUCAGCCCUUAUCCUAAAUCUAAGCUUAAGUCAUGGAAACCUGCACCCCCAGUCACACCCAAAUCAAAAGACUUACCUGGAGAAAAGGGUAAAGCGGUGAACAUCCCAGCAGAGCAAGAGAAGGUGAUGCUGGAUAAGUUCCAAGAGAACCAGUUCAACCUGAUGGCCAGCGACCUCAUCUCGCUCAACCGGUCACUCGCCGACGUGCGAUUCGAGAAAUGCAAAACCAAGAAGUACCCAGAUCUCCUGCCAACGACAAGUGUGGUCAUCGUCUUCCACAACGAGGCCUGGUCGACGCUGAUCAGAACUAUCUGGAGUACAAUCAACCGGUCGCCAGCCCCGCUGCUCAAGGAGAUCAUAUUGGUGGACGAUGCUAGUGAAAAAGAACACUUAGGACAAAAACUAGAAGACUACAUAAAGACGCUGCCAGUGUCAACGAGAUUAUUCAGGACAGAAACUCGGUCGGGACUCAUUCGGGCUAGGCUGCUUGGCGCUAAACAUGUUAAGGGUGACGUCAUCACGUUCCUCGACGCCCAUUGUGAAUGUACUGAGGGCUGGUUGGAACCGCUACUUGCGCGUAUCGUGGAGGACAGAACGACAGUGGUAUGUCCAAUCAUUGACGUGAUCUCGGACACCACCUUCGAGUACAUCCAGGCCUCCGAUAUGACCUGGGGAGGGUUCAACUGGAAGCUUAACUUCAGAUGGUACCGGGUCCCCGAGCGUGAGAUGACGCGGCGCGGUGGCGACCGCACGGCGCCACUCCGCACACCCACCAUGGCUGGGGGCCUAUUCGCCAUCGACCGGGAAUACUUCUACAAGAUAGGAUCCUACGACGAGGGCAUGGACAUCUGGGGAGGGGAGAACUUGGAGAUGAGUUUCCGGGUGUGGAUGUGCGGCGGCACGUUGGAAAUCGCCCCAUGCUCGCACGUGGGACAUGUUUUCCGCAAGACCACGCCUUACUCCUUCCCCGGUGGAACCGGUCGAGUAGUGAACCACAACAACGCGCGUCUCGCCGAAGUCUGGCUCGACGAGUGGAAGCUCUUCUAUUACAACAUUAAUCCAGGAGCGCUAAACGUACCGCUUGGCGACGUGACUGAACGGAAAGCAUUACGCGAGAGACUGAAGUGCAAGUCUUUCCGAUGGUACUUGGAGAACAUCUACCCCGAGAGCCAGAUGCCUCUCGAGUAUUACUACCUGGGAGAGAUCCGCAACGCCGAGACGUCGAAUUGCUUGGACACUCUCGGCGGCAAAGCGGGCCAGCCGCUAGGCAUGGGCUACUGCCAUGGUAUGGGGGGUAAUCAGGUGUUCGCGUACACGAAGCGGAAACAGAUUAUGUCUGACGACAACUGCUUGGACGCGGCUAACCCGCGCGGGCCCGUCAAGUUGAUUCGCUGCCAUGGCAUGCGAGGCAAUCAGGAGUGGACUUACGACGCCAAGACGCGCACGAUAAAGCACACGAACACGAAUAUGUGUUUGUCGAAGCCUGAGGCGGCGGACGUGUGGAAGCCGGUGCUGCGCGCUUGCGACCACAGUCGCGGGCAGCAAUGGCUCAUGCAGGCCGACUUCAAAUGGCAGGCGCGCAAGGACCGCCAAGUCGAUGGCAGCUAGUCCUAGCCGAUACAAGGAGUGACAACGAUAGACCAUAACAGUCUUCCCCCUCUCGUUAGAUAUCAGAUUUAUUCCUUAUUCCUAUAUCUAAAGUUUUAUAUCUAUUAGGUGUAUCGACGUGAGGAUUUGUGAAUCGUUGACAAUACAUUAAAUUUGUUGUAUCCCCGUAACGUUGCUCAACUCUAGUAUUGUCUAACGCGUAGUGAAUUUUUUUUAUGGUAAGCCGUAGACGUCCGACAAUCUAUGACCGAUCUUUUGUCGGCAAUAAUUAAACAUACAACUGUGACACAUCGGGUUAAUUGUGUAGAAAAAUCGUUUAUGAUCUGUGCACAUUGGACAUAUAUUGAAGCGUCAUACCUGACGAAACGUAUUUCAGAUUUGUCGCGUUGGUAAUAAAAUUUUCGUCAAUCAACGAAAAAAAUUUUUAUCACAAAACUGGCCAAUCAAUUGGUAGCAUGUAAUUUUGUAAACUAUCAUAAAACCUAAUAUAGGUGCGUUUUUCCCAAUACAUUUCUAACCUACAAACAACAAAAAGUCCGGCAAUAAUUUACGCAAAUAAAUAUCACAUGACUUGUUCUUAAAGGGAAAUAUACACUAGACGAUUUGUUAAAACGAUUGUCGAACCAACUAAGUCAGACGUCUGCGACCUACUAAAAAAUGUCUAGGUGUAUUUUAUUAAGAAGAGAUUUUAUUAAAAUUUUAAAUUCAAAGCUUUGUUAAUACAUCUUACGUAGUAAUUUCAGCGAAUGAAAUUUAUUUAGUGAAUGAAAUUUGAUUUCUGUUGAACAAUGGACCUACCUAAUAGGCUUUACGUAAUAAUUUGCAACUAAAUAAUUAGUGGCUUUUGAAAGAUCUAUUUUGAUGUUAACUACAUAAUGUUGCGGGUAGUGCGUAAGGGAAAUAAAUAUGUACGUACCCAUAUUUUAAGUGAACAUUCGCGGUGCUAUUCUUCGCCACUAGAAUUUAACUCCCUAUCCUACUCAUAUUAGUGCGGCUAGAGGCACGCUCAGUGCCAUAUCCAUUGCUAGCCAGACUUUGUUUUUGCCAAUUUAUUGUAACAUUAUCUGUAGACAUUAGGGCCCUGUCUUACAAGUUAUAUCUGGCCGUUGGUGACAAUAAUAUCCGAAAGGACAAUCCUACAUUAAAUGCGUUGUAAAAUUAAAAUAAGCUGACAGCGUCUACGUUAUAACGUAUAUAAGCUAUGUGUUUUAUAAUUCGCCUUGAACCGGUUAGAAAAUAAUCUAUCCGGUUUAAUGCGUUUUCUUGUCGAUAAGUGUGACGAUUUCGUAAGGCUGCUAACAGAUCGAAGCCGAGACCUCAACUGCGUGAAGUUGAUAACGACUGCA
Hyposmocoma kahamanoa is the source of this 3565-nucleotide messenger RNA. It is a transcript of the gene Pgant5, whose product is annotated as polypeptide N-acetylgalactosaminyltransferase 5. Bases 330 to 2219 code for a protein of 629 amino acids. Lineage: Eukaryota; Metazoa; Arthropoda; Insecta; Lepidoptera; Cosmopterigidae. The transcript has 13 exons. The record is from RefSeq and is a predicted model, not a curated record. Gene Ontology annotation, cellular component: Golgi apparatus.